This is a messenger RNA of Spirometra erinaceieuropaei, 417 nucleotides long. NCBI's taxonomy places the organism in Eukaryota, Metazoa, Platyhelminthes, Cestoda, Diphyllobothriidea, Diphyllobothriidae. The record is from the annotation of a GenBank genome assembly.
AUGCCUAUCGACCACGCCCCGGUAACCGCCUCGAUCGGCGGGCUAAGCCAGGUGUGGAUAUCCGUGUGGGCAUCUCCGCAUACGGAAACUCGGCUCCGCCGGCCGGAUGGACCACCGCCUCGGCAUCUCCGAGACGAGACUUCGUCUGCAACACCGCAGGACACCACAAGGCAAGUGCCGAUGACCAGUCCUGACGAGGAGAGGAACAUAUUCUACGAGGACCUGCACGCCCUCCUGGAGAGAGUGCCGAAGCCGGAUAAGUGGAUUGUCCUUGGUGACUUGAACGCCCACGUCGGCAAAGACCCUGCUGCUUGGAGAGGAGUGCUGGGUCUCCAUGGUCUUGACGGCUCUAGUGACAAUGGUCUGACCCCCUUAAGAACCUGUGCAGAGUACCGGCUCAUCCUGGCGAAUACCUAA